AUGUACCAUGAAAAUGGUAACGGGCCGUGUUGGAAUAUUGAUCCUUGUAGAAGGCUUAAGGAUCAGGAAAUUCAAGAGGUAAUGGAGUUUUCAAGACUAUUAGAUGAUCAAGGAGAGCUUGUGGCAGAUGACGAUAUACGGGAGUGGAGGUCCAAUCCAAAAGGUACUAUUUCUAUUAGUUCUUACUAUGCUUGGCUCAUGCAUGAUCAGGGACAAAUUAUACCUCCAAAAUUUCCUUCUAAAUACAUUUGGAAUAAGACAAUUCCUCCUAAAAUUAGUUUCUUGGUUUGGGCUGCUGCAAAUAGAGCUGCUCCUACUCUGUCAAUGUUGUCAAGAAGGGGCAUGACAUUAGUAAAUAGCUGUGGGUUUUGUGAUAAUAGCGAGGAGUCAGUGGAGCACUUAUUUCUUCACUGUCCUUUUAUUGGGAAGAUUUGGAACCACUUCUUACAGCAGCUAGGCUUGAUUUGGAGGCACCCUAAUACAGUCAUCGAGUUCCUAUGGAAAUGGAAAUUGAAGUUCUCGACUAAGCCAUUUACUUUUUUGAGAUAUUGUUUGUCGUUUGCGAUUUGGUGGUCAAUUUGGUUGGAAAGAAAUGAUAUCCUAAUAGGGAAGAAACAAAGUAAAAAAACUUUAAGUUCUCUUAUUUUAGAUAUCAAGAUGUUGUUACUUAGCUGGACUAUCAAUGUUGAUUCGUUUAAGAAUAUUAAGCUUGAUGAUUUCGUCUUUGAUUGGGUGAAUUCGUUUAGGGAGUAG
This is a messenger RNA of Papaver somniferum (opium poppy), 753 nucleotides long. RefSeq lists its product as uncharacterized. Lineage: Eukaryota; Viridiplantae; Streptophyta; Magnoliopsida; Ranunculales; Papaveraceae. The record is from RefSeq and is a predicted model, not a curated record. The transcript has a single exon. Bases 1 to 753 code for a protein of 250 amino acids.